UCUCUCUCUCUCUCUCUCUCUCUUCCCGUUUCUAUCUUCCACACUCCGUCGCCGCGCGCGCAAAUCCGCCUUUACCUCCUGCAAAUAAAGAACCAGGGAGCCACUUUCUGCUCCUCGCGCCUUUUUUUUAUUUACCUCCCUUUCCGUACUGCCUCCCACGACCACCUUUUUUACCCCAGCACCGCCGCUUUCCACUUCCCGUAACCCCCCCCAACCCCUUCCUCCUCCUCCUCCACCACCACCACCUUCACCUGCUCCUCUACCUCGACCGCCAUGAAAUCCUGGCAGCUGAUGGCAGCAGUGGUGGCAGGAGAUGCCCUUCAGAUUCCAGGCCAGCAAAUGAGUUGUGAUGCCAACCAGCUCAGGGGUAAUCAAGACGCCCCCGCCCCACCAGAGCCCAUGGCCCAGCCGUACCCUUCCGCCCAGUUCGCCCCCCCUCAGAAUGGUCUGCCUACCGAGUACCCGGCGUCUCACCCUCACCCCGCCCCCGAGUACCCGGGCACGAGCGGCGUACCUGAACACACGCUGAACAUGUAUCCUGCAGCGCACACACACAGCGAGCCGAGCGCCGACUCCAGCGCACACACCGUCUCCGGCACAGCCACGCAGACAGACGACGCAGCACAGACAGACAGCCAGCAACAGACGCAGUCCUCCGAAAGCUCAGAAAACAAGUCGCAGCCGAAGCGACUCCACGUCUCCAACAUUCCCUUCAGGUUCAGAGAUCCAGACCUCAGGCAAAUGUUUGGCCAAUUUGGUAAAAUCUUAGAUGUUGAGAUCAUUUUUAAUGAGAGAGGAUCUAAGGGUUUUGGUUUCGUAACUUUCGAAAGUAGUGCUGAUGCGGACAGGGCGAGGGAGAAAUUACACGGCACGGUGGUAGAAGGCCGUAAAAUAGAGGUGAACAAUGCGACGGCGCGAGUAAUGACAAACAAAAAGACAGUCAACCCAUAUGCAAACGGCUGGAAGUUGAAUCCUGUGGUAGGUGCAGUCUACAGCCCAGAAUUCUAUGCAGUGCCAGGCUUCCCGUACCCAGCUGCCACGGCGGCUGCAGCCUACAGAGGGGCACAUUUAAGAGGGAGAGGACGCACCGUCUACAACACAUUUCGGGCAGCAGCUCCUCCACCACACAUCCCAGCAUAUGGAGGUGUCGUGUACCAGGAUGGAUUUUAUGGUACAGAUAUUUAUGGCGGUUAUGCUGCCUACCGAUAUGCCCAGCCUGCCACAGCUGCCGCUGCCGCCUACAGUGACAGUUACGGACGAGUUUAUGCUGCCGACCCCUACAACCACACACUUGCUCCAGCAGCCACAUACAGCGUUGGUGCCAUGAACGCUUUUGCACCGCUGACCGAUGCCAAGACCAGGAGCCACGCGGACGACGUUGGUCUCGUUCUUUCUUCGCUGCAGGCUAGUAUAUACCGAGGCGGAUACAGCCGUUUUGCUCCAUACUAAAAAAAAAAAAAAAAAAAGAAAAAAAGAAAAAGGAAAUAUAAUACACACACCUAACUCGACUCGACUCAACUCAACUCAACGCGAAUUCUUCCCGAGGGUGGUACAGUGGGAAUCACUUUUCCGAGGCCUGGGUAUUGCAAUACAAUGCAGUCGUGCAUCAUUUUUCAGCACCUCUUGCGGAGGAGAGAGGACAGAAAAAAAUGGAUAUUUUUCAUCUUAUACCUCAAGAUAUUUUGUGCUGUGUAUUUUAAUAUUGUGGGUUUUUAAUUUCUAAAACAUAGAAUCGUUGGCUGUAGAGGUUUCUGUGGUGAUCUAGAGAGCUGCUAGAUAAAGAAAAAAAAAAAACAUGAUGUUUAAAGGAAAACAAAAAAAUUGUUAGGGCUUUAUCAUUUAUGUAAAUGAAUUAUGUAUGAUAAAUAUUUAGUCCCUCGGGGUGAUCAUAUUUUGUAAGUGACUAAAGUAGUACUGGGUUUCUGCUUUUUGUUGUUAGUUUUUUUUUUGUUUGUUUGUUUGUUUGUAUGGUUGGUUGGUUGUUUUUUUUUUUGUUUUUGUUUUUCUCUCGGGGUUUUUUUUAUGGUGGAUAAACGGCCCAGACACCCACGGAAGCAGCAGCAGGACGGGGCAGGAGGGAAACAAGCCCCGCCCUGAGUGGCACCAAGACACAACAGGGAGGAGCAAAACCACUAAAGCAUUGAUUAUUUCCUCCGUCUGAUACCGGUCAUUACUUCAAGCCAAAGUUUACUCUUUUUUUCCUGUCUGAUUCUUUAUUUUAAUUUUUUAUGGGUUUUACAUAGCAGCUCUUAAAGAAUCUCCAAAACAUCAGUAUUUCAUUUUGUCUUUUAUCUCGUUUGAAGUUUUAGACCCUUUACUGGUUUACAGCUAAAUAUAUAUAUAUAUACUGUUACUGUAUUUUUAUCUUUUUUUUCUUUCACUUCCACUAUACCGAUCGAUUUGAUUUUGAUAUCGAAAAAAUAAAACAAAACAAAUAAAAGAUCAAAGUACAGUAA
Messenger RNA from Silurus meridionalis, 2456 nucleotides. RefSeq names its product RNA binding fox-1 homolog 1 (gene rbfox1). Gene Ontology annotation, cellular component: cytoplasm; nucleus. NCBI's taxonomy places the organism in Eukaryota, Metazoa, Chordata, Actinopteri, Siluriformes, Siluridae. The record is from RefSeq and is a predicted model, not a curated record. The transcript is spliced from 13 exons. Bases 274 to 1449 code for a protein of 391 amino acids. Gene Ontology annotation, biological process: nervous system development; regulation of alternative mRNA splicing, via spliceosome. Gene Ontology annotation, molecular function: mRNA binding.